Messenger RNA from Acytostelium subglobosum LB1, 1119 nucleotides. RefSeq lists its product as hypothetical. NCBI's taxonomy places the organism in Eukaryota, Evosea, Eumycetozoa, Acytosteliales, Acytosteliaceae. The coding region runs from base 1 to 1119 and encodes 372 amino acids. The transcript has 2 exons. The record is from RefSeq and is a predicted model, not a curated record.
AUGUAUGCCUCAAUCUUGAGGAGCAGCGGCUUCAUGAUACCCAUCAAGUGCGGCGAGUUCCAGCAUCUGACCGACGAGGAGCUCAGCGCAAUGAAAUCAAUCCCAUUCGGUAUCUAUCGCGCAACGAUCAAUGGUACUCAUGGCGCCUUCAAGCACAACAAGAACGAUUACUACACUCACUAUGACCUCAUCUUUGCCAAGGAGCUAGGAUUGACAUUCAAUCUCAAGACUGGCAGCAAGGCCAAUGCGCUCAUAUACGACAGCAGCUGCAGGAAGUUUGGCUCCGAUCUGUUUGGCAAGUACAUCGAUCAGGUCCUCGGCUGGAUAGAUGCAUGUGAACCCAAAUCUAGAUUAGAGGAGCUCUGCAAGUGUCUCUAUCAACGUCUAUGGGGCGCUCUCUCCAAGCGCAACAAGACCAAGCAGAGCGCCAACAUGGAGUGCGACGCAGAGGUGAUAGAGACCAGCGAUGGACAGAGAACGAUCAAGCACAUUGAUAUCAACCUGGACGAGGACUACUCAAUCGAUCGCAUCACUCCAACGGCCAAUGGUAGCGCGAUGAUCAAAUCAGCAUGCAACACCGACAUGUUCGACACGCCAUUCGCUCGCAUCAUGCCAUUCAUCAUCUCUCGUGGUCGCAAGAUGAUUGGAACGAUAAUAAAGGACGACAUUGACUGCAUCAAGCGCGUGCACACCGAUGGAUUCGUUACGACCAAGCCAUGGGCUAUCAAGACUGGCAAGAAGUCACUCGAUUUCCCAAAGAUAGGCAAAGGGUGCGGUGACCUGCGCUAUGAGGCCCAUAUUUCAAACUCUCCAACUGGCUUGGUCAUGUUCUUGACUCUAAUAUCAUUGGAGUCUGACAAUGAGUCGUUCGAUGAUCCUGACGACAUAGACUCUGAUGACGAGGACAAGGGUCCUUAUGUCUUUCGGUACCUGAACAAGAAGGACCCAGCCAAAGCAUUGAGACAGUUGAAGCGAUUGUAUAACUGUGUAUUGGUUGAUCAUCGAGAAGAACUGGCGAUAUUGCAGAAGGAGAGGAACCAAUACAAGGAUAAACUUAACAAUAUUAUUGUCGAGCUGUUUGCCAUCUACAAGAAAUAUGGCUUGUCACCAACAUUAUAA